UGAACUACCCUCGUAUAAUAAAACCCUAGCCCACCUACGCAACCGCGUGGUAGUUCCUCUCUCUGCUCAGCGUCCGUGUCCGGCGACGGAGCACGUCGUCCACAACAGCCGUCAUCCGCAACAGGCAACUGCCUCGCAUACACCGUACGUGCAGUCUGGUCUGUUGUCCGCCGCAACAGCUAACUCAAGCCUGGUCAGCCCUCCGAGAUCCUCUGAACGCUCAGCCUGGUCUCAUUGGCAGAUGGAUAUAAGUUCUGAAGAAGAGUCAGAUGUCAGUGAUUCAGAGAUAAAUGAAUAUGUGGACAAGCCAUACCAACAAUUGAAAACGGGAAAAUACAAAGUAAUUGUAAAUGGCACCUUAAGAUGCCCCUUCUGUGCUGGGAAGAAAAAGCAAGAUUACAAGUUCAAGGACUUGCUUCAGCAUGCUGCAGGAGUAAGCAAAGGAUCUGCUAAUAGAAGUGGAAUACAAAAGGCAAAUCACCUGGCCUUGGCAAAGUAUUUGGAGGAAGACCUUGCUAGUGAAGCAGAUCAUCAAAUACAAAAUCCCGGUGUACAGCAAUCUCAGAUUGAAACAUCUGAAGACAAUCACUAUGUAUGGCCUUGGAUGGGAAUCAUAGUUAAUGUAGUGCCUGAUACAAAAGACAGAAAAAGUUUGCUUGACAAACAGUACUGGUUUAAGAGGUUUGCUAAAUAUAAACCAUUGGAUGUUCAUACCUUUUGGAAUGAACGUGAUCCAACCGGACAGGCAAUAGUGAAGUUCAGUAAUGAUUGGAACGGGUUCGUGAAAGCAACAGAAUUUGAAAAAGCAUUUGAAGCGGAGCAUUACAGUAAAAGGGACUGGAAUGAAAGGAAAGACCAUCCUGGUUCAGAUGUAUAUGGUUGGUGUGCACGUGCUGAUGAUUAUCAAUCUGUGGGACCAAUUGGGGAGUUUCUCCGCCAGGAAGGAAAAUUAAGAACUUUUGAUGAUAUUUUCCAGGAAGCUGCUGAAAACAAGAACAAUGUAGUUGCAGACUUGGCCAAUAAAAUUGAUUUGACAAAUGAAAAUUUGCAUCAACUACAGUACAAGUACAAUGAAAAAACAAUGUCUUUAAGUAGGAUGCUUGGAGAGAAGGACAAACUACACUAUGCUUUUGUUGAAGAAACAAGGAAGCUGCAGAGGGUGGCACGGGAAAAUAUCCGGAGGAUUCUUGAAGAGCAGGAAAAAUUGAAUUAUGACCUGGAAAUUAAGAAAAGGAAACUAGAUUGCUGGAGCAAAGAACUGAACAAAAGGGAGGCGCUAACUGAACGCGAGAAACAAAAACUUGAUGAAGACAAGAAAAAGAAUGAUGUAAGAAACAAUUCACUUCAGAUGGCUUCAAUAGAGCAAAAGAAGGCAGAUGAGAAUGUCUUAAGACUUGCUGAGGAGCAAAAGAGGGAGAAGGAAGAGGCUCUGCAUAAGAUACUUGAGCUAGAAAGACAGCUAGAUGCUAAACAGAAGUUAGAAAUGGAAAUCGAAGACUUGAAAGGGAAACUAGAGGUGAUGAAGCAUCUUGGAGAUGAAGAUGAUGCAGCUGUCCAAAAAAAGGUGAAAGAGAUAACGGAUGAAUUGGCUCAGAAGAUUGAGGAUUUAGCUGAUUUGGAGGAAGUAAAUCAAGUUCUUAUUGUCAAAGAACGCCAGAGCAAUGAUGAGCUGCAAGAAGCACGUAAAGAAUUAAUUAAGGGUUUGACAGAGCUGUUGGGCAACCGCACUAAUAUUGGGAUUAAAAGAAUGGGAGAACUUGAUCAAAAGCCUUUCCUGAAUACUUGCAAGCAGAGAUUUCCUAUUGCAGAAGUAGAUGUAGAGGCCUCUACUCUUUGCUCAUUGUGGCAAGAAAAUCUGAAAGAUCCAGCGUGGCAUCCAUUCAAAAUCACAAAUGAUGGAGGCACUGCACAGGAAACAGUAGAUAAAGAAGAUGAAAAGCUAAAAAAUCUCAUACUAGAAUGGGGUGAGGAGAUUCAUAAGGCUGUGGUGACAGCUUUGAAAGAGUUAAACGAGUAUAACCCAAGUGGGAGAUAUGUUGUUCCUGAGCUUUGGAAUUUCAAAGAAGGACGCAAAGCCACUCUAAAGGAAGUCAUUGGUUAUGUCGUGAAAAAUAUUAAGUCACUUAAGCGUAAGAGGGCUUGAUCCUAAGGACGUAACUACUACCUUCCUGCAUGUGAAAAAGAGGUCAUUAAUUUGACAAAAGCAAUCUAUUAUGUGGCUGAUUCUUUGUGGUACACAAGGGGCAUUUUAACCUCAAAUACUUAUUGGACCUACAGGCGAUUGCUUCUCUUUGUUAAUGUUAGCUCAACAAAUCAACACAUUUUAACUCCUCAACGGGAUUUGCUGGUCGAGGUAAUGAGGUUUUUGACACCUUCUCAUGACAACAUGACGAUCAUGACUUACUUGAGGCAGUCUGUUAUGGUCCUUACUUAGUAUCUUUCUAUGGGGUUUUGAUUAAAGGCAAAGGAGGUGCAAAAUUGGAUUGUUAUGUGAAGAGGUUGUGGUAGAUAAGUCUCUUGGUCUCCCAAAAGCAUCUAAUCUAGUCUCUCCUGGAUUUAGAGUACUUGGCUCUUAAGGGAUCAGAAGGUUCUGUCUAACAAGUCUUUAGCUACUAUUCAAUCAUAAGGUUAGGAAAUCCAUCAAGCACAAGAAGUAUACCUGCUUGAUUCAGAAUUCAGCUUCAUGCAAUACUUAACCAGAUCCCAAAACAUAAUUACUGGUCCUUAAAAUAAUUGGAAAUCAGUUAGUUGUUUAAGAAGAGUUAGCUACUUGCGCUUUAUAACAACAAACAGGAUAUAUGCAAGUGUGGAUAGAAGAAGAGUGAUUGUGAAAGGCAUUGAAGAAUAGUAAUGCAAGUCUUUUUCCUGUCUCUUUC
Carica papaya (papaya) is the source of this 2876-nucleotide messenger RNA. Its product is annotated as factor of DNA methylation 1-like. The record is from RefSeq and is a predicted model, not a curated record. Gene Ontology annotation, biological process: gene silencing by siRNA-directed DNA methylation. Lineage: Eukaryota; Viridiplantae; Streptophyta; Magnoliopsida; Brassicales; Caricaceae.